Arabis nemorensis is the source of this 540-nucleotide messenger RNA. NCBI's taxonomy places the organism in Eukaryota, Viridiplantae, Streptophyta, Magnoliopsida, Brassicales, Brassicaceae. The record is from the annotation of a GenBank genome assembly.
AUGAACCUUGACGAGAAACCAACCAUGGCUUCAAGGGCUGCACCUCAAGCCGAACAUCUCUACUACGUCCGUUGUAGCAUCUGUAACACCAUCCUCGCGGUUGGAAUACCAUUGAAGAGAAUGCUUGACACUGUCACGGUGAAAUGUGGCCAUUGCGGUAACCUCUCCUUUCUCACCACAACGCCUCCUCUUCAAGGCCAUGUCAGCCUCACCCUUCAGAUGCAGAGCUUUGGUGGGAGUGAAUACAAGAAGGGAAGCUCUUCUUCUUCCUCUUCAUCUACCUCCAGUGACCAGCCACCAUCUCCCAGACCACCCUUCGUCGUUAAACCUCCUGAGAAGAAGCAGAGACUUCCAUCGGCUUACAACCGCUUCAUGAGAGAUGAGAUUCAACGCAUCAAAAGUGCGAAUCCGGAAAUACCACAUCGUGAAGCUUUUAGCGCCGCUGCCAAAAAUUGGGCUAAGUACAUACCCAACUCUCCUACUUCCAUUACUUCCGGAGGCAACAACAUCAAUGGUUUGGGAUUCGGUGAGAAGAAGUGA